Messenger RNA from Peromyscus californicus insignis, 3226 nucleotides. It is a transcript of the gene Pla2g12b, whose product is annotated as phospholipase A2 group XIIB. Bases 1005 to 1898 code for a protein of 297 amino acids. Gene Ontology annotation, biological process: triglyceride homeostasis; cholesterol homeostasis; phospholipid metabolic process. Gene Ontology annotation, cellular component: extracellular region. The record is from RefSeq and is a predicted model, not a curated record. NCBI's taxonomy places the organism in Eukaryota, Metazoa, Chordata, Mammalia, Rodentia, Cricetidae. The transcript has 4 exons. Gene Ontology annotation, molecular function: A2-type glycerophospholipase activity; calcium ion binding.
UAUAUCACUGGCCCUCAUCCAGCCUUGACUGGACACGCGCCCAACGUGAUGAAGUCAUUUAACCUGUGCGUGAUUUGUUAUGCCUCAAAUAGAAAUGAUAAGAACCUUGCCUAGAACAGGUAUGAAUGUGUGGAGGGAGGGAGGGGAAGGAAGAGAGAGAGAGAGAUGGAGACACGGAGAAACAGGAAGAAAGCCAUAGAGAGACAGGAAAGGGAUAGAGACAGACAAGAGACUGUCCAGUUCAGAAUGUGUAAGUGCUUUAAAUACUGGGUGGCAUUAUUACCGUCUUCUUUUAAAAUUCACACAGUAAUAAUGCACACUGGAGAUCCAUUUUAACCACUACCCUUCCUGGACAUCAAGUCUUUAGAUGAACACAUUCUUUUAUCUAAACUGAGGAUGUUAUAUGUUUAACAUUUCCUACAGAGCUUUCAUGAUGUCUGAGAAAGCAGCCGAAUGAUUACUUGGUACACAACGGUGUCGUUUUCCAGACGAGUGAUUUUAUAGGUAUUUCCUCACGUGGCCAAGAGCAAAGCACUCAGAGUGAUGCCCAAACACUGGACUUCAGUGAGCAGUCUCCAAGCUUGGAAUCUCCAACAGGCUUUCUGAUAAUAGCCUGGACUUUUUUUAUCUGCCUCAAAGGAAAAACACCACCACCAGAGAGCUGAGUGUUCCCAGAACAGACCUGGGGCCACCGUGCAGGCCUGGGGAUCUUAGGAUACAGCGCUGAGUAGCCUGCGGAUUCCCUGGGAGGAUAUCAGGACCUUGACCAGAUGGAAGGAUUUCAGUUAGAGACAAGGAGGGACCCAGGCAGAAACUGGGCUCAAAACCUGAACUCUCAUUGAGACACCUGUCUGUUGGUGAAGGUGACCCCAAGUCAGGCUGCCUGAGCCUUGCACACACCCUCCUGAGCCUCCCCGGGACAGGUGUGGAGGAGGAAGUGGCUUAGGGGUGUGGCUGGGAUCUUGGGACAAGCUCUGUAGUCAAGAAGCCUGGGGAGCGCAAGUAUGCAGGAGGAUCCCGGGGCUCCCUUCCCCCAUUCCCAGAGUGAAAUCAUGCCCUCCAGCUCUUCGGGGUCCACCGGGAAGUCCCCUCAUGGGCCAUCCUCAUCCAGGCCCUCCCACGGUCUUACCUUUGCCCUCUCUAAUCGCUGGGAUCUGCUCCCGGCCUCCAUGGCUGUGUUUAAAGUCCACCUCUGGGGAACACAGGCUGACUGUUCCGAUAAGCCCAGGCACGGGGCUGUGUGUGUCCCCAGGCUUCCUGGGACCCUGGCUGGGGUGGGGGACGAGCGCAGCGUCCUACUGGCGGGCAGGAUGAAGCUGCCCUGCGGCUUCUUCCUCCUGUGGCUUGGCCUGGCGGGCAGCCUGGCUCAGAGCGACCCCAGCCCCAAGGGAGAGGAGUCUUACUCGGACUGGGGCCUUCGGCACCUGCGGGGCAGCUUCGAGUCGGUCAACAGCUACGUGGAUUCCUUCAUGGAGCUGCUGGGAGGGAAGAACGGAGUCUGUCAGUACCGGUGCCGAUACGGAAAGGCGCCGAUGCCCAGACCUGGCUACAAACCUCAGGAGCCCAAUGGUUGCGGUUCCUAUUUCCUGGGCAUCAAGGUACCAGGAAGUAUGGACCUGGGCAUCCCGGCGAUGACCAAGUGCUGCAACCAGCUGGACGUCUGCUACGACACCUGCGGUGCCAACAAAUACCGCUGUGAUGCGAAAUUCCGAUGGUGUCUCCACUCCAUCUGCUCUGACCUCAAGCGGAGCCUCGGCUUCGUCUCCAACGUGGAAGCAGCCUGUGAUUCUCUGGCCGACACCGUGUUCAACACCGUGUGGACCCUGGGCUGCCGACCCUUUAUGAACAGUCAGCGGGCAGCUUGCAUCUGUGCAGAGGAGGAGAAAGAAGAGUUAUGAAGACGCAAAUCUUUCAGGCUUUGAGUGACACCACGGCUCCACUUCAGAGAUGGCGGUGGACGGAAGGGCCAUCCUUUCUUCCAACCCUUUGGAGACUGUGGGCUGGAGAAGGGAGAUAGCAAGCCUUGUCCUUUGAGGAAAGUUAAGAAAAAAGAGAUGCAGAGGCUGAAGACUGUCCACUCUAACACUGGUCUCCCAGUCAAGACUCAUGAGCCUGGAAAUUCAGUUCUCAGAACAGCAAGCAGAUACCGCGCCAUUCCUAGAUCCGAUCACGAUAGUCACAAGCGAAAUCUGGGGGAGCCCAAACAUUUGGGAGACAAUGACUUUCCUCUGGCCCAUGUUUCAGUUGCCAGUGAGCACCUCACAUUUAAUAAAGUGCACUUUUUAGAAAACAUGAAGAGAGAUGAAUGAAUUCCGUUCUCACCGAUAGUUCUAUUUCGCUUAACGAGAACAGAAUCUGGCCUGGUAAGUUCUGCCAAUGAGGAUUCUCCCGGGGGCUCGAGAGACAACAGGUGGGAGAGCGGAGGCCUGGCGGAUAAAGGUGGGCUGGAAUAGGUCCCCGAGGUUCCAUUUCUCCCUCCAGUAGCCUGCCUCAGGUGGUAUGUUUGGUCUGCCCUGGUUGGUAUGCUCAGACUCGUAGCUGCGUGAGAGUCGUUUGAAGAUCUGAGAUGUGUCUGGUUAGGGCUAGAAGACAUGCUUGCAGCUGACAGGGAGUGACGGGCCAGUCCCUAAAUUGUGGCCCUCAGUACUGACCAUGGAUUAGGAGUUCGUGUGGACCCUCUAAAUGGAGGCAGCCAAGACUCUGUUUGCUGUUCCUGGGCCACCUAUGACACUCUGCAGGUGUCCUGUUGCCCUGAGAAGGCCACCAAUCUGGACCAACAAAGUCACACAGGCCAGCUUCAGUCCAAGGCCCGCUGUUUUGUGUGGCCAUUGAGAGCACAGCCACGGUCACUUUUUUAUGUUUGUUUCUAUUUGUUUAAAGCUGCUCUCACCCUGUGACGUCAGAGAAAGAGAGGUAUGGCAGAGAGUAAAAGGUCCCAAAGUCUGAAAUAGUCAUCAUUGACCAUGUAGAGAAGCAUUUCUGCUCUCUGACCCGAAAUUCCUACUUCCUUUCUUCCUAAUUUCAUUAAGUUGAACCAGAAUUGUCAGUCUCCCCACAUGGUAAUUAAAGAGAAAAAGAAGGAACUGUCCGUUGCAACCGCUUUGAGAAAGAAAAAGAACUCUUCGCUGAUCAUCUUGUCAAGUCGGGAGUUAACUGGAAUAUCAAGGAGCCAUAUUCAACCGCAGAUAACAUUUAUCUUUGUAGUUUAUGAUAUUUAUUUCAAUAA